ACGGUCUCCGCUAGCUUAUUCAGUAUGUGAUGAUCCGUGCCAGUGUAAAGUCUACCCGAUCGAUAUUAUUCCAAGUUGAAGUUCAAUUGUAUUUACAAAGUUUAAGUUCACAUCUCACUCAUGAGACAAUCAAAUCAUGUUAGACAGUGCUGUGUUUGUAGGACUUGGCUUUUUCCUACUAACCAGUGGGUUAAUAGCUUCUUUUAUACUAAUGGUGAUAUCAAGAAAUAAACAAUUGGACGGUUUUAUGCUUUUGUCUGGAUCGGACACUCUAGCAACAGUGGCAACCGGCUUACUUCUUCUUUUAACUCAUUUCAAGAUAGGAGAGAAUGAUGACAGUUCAAUGGAGUGCAACAAUGAGCAUCUAGCGAUGCACCUCUCAAUUUUCAUCCUGCCUAUGAUAACAACUCUGGGAUCAAUGCCUUCCUGGUUUUUACAAAUGUAUUACUACUCACAAAAACGAUGCCACGAUAAAGGCAGUAACAAUUACACAAAUAAAAAGCGCGCGCUUUCUGUCAUUGCAUUACAAUGGCUGAUGCCAUUAAUGAUGGUUUUGCCAAUUUUCAAAACCGAGCCCGUAGUAAUGAAAAUGAGAUUAGAUAAUAAUACUGAUUGGCGUGAAAAUUCUAUAAUUUCUAUUAAUAUGGGGGAGACCUAUUGCUGGGACCAGGUCGACGAAAUUAAAGUUCCUCGCUCAGUGAGGAUUAAGCAGCUAGGAAAGUUUGACAACAUAUCGGACUUGACAUCGUAUAUUGUGGAAAGAGUGUAUAAAAUCGUAGAGCAAAAAUCACUUGACAGUAACAGAACAGAUUAUGAAACUAACAGUUCUACUAAUGACAUGACUGUAUACAUAAAAUCCAUUAACAAUGCUUUAAAAGAAGGGUUAAAUGAAACUGACUUGUCAGAUAAAUCGAACAAUAUUUUAAAUAAACAUAAUAGCACAGUUUAUCAUGCCAGUAAUAUAGGAAAUAUGUUAACAAAGACAUUAAGUAGGCUUCCUGCUACAAGAGAUGAAAAUAACUUGAGUACAACUAAUCUUGAUGAAAUUAUAGUGAAUUUUUUAGCUGGCAUGCAUAAAAGUCAAAACGAAAAUAAAAAGCAAUCUAUAGAGUUACUACAGUCGAAACCAAACAUUAUAGAAUUAAUGGAAAAUGUCUUACAAGCCAAUAAACUAAGCAAUCUCACAAUCAAUACAACACAUUGUAUGAACAUUUGUUAUCCUUCAAGAACAUUCCUGAAGAAAUUAUUUUUUGGGUUAUUAUUUCUGAGCUUAUUCAUACCUGUCAGUGCAUCAAUAAUACUUCAAGCCAAGACGAAAAGCAAAAUAGACGAAUCGGAAUCUAAAAGUGAUGUGCCUGAUAACAGAACUGUGCUACGUUUGCGGAGAGCAUUCAGUCUACUGGUGAAGACAGCUGUUGCGAGUGGAGUGAUGGUUUCCCCCAGUCUCAUCGAGUCCAGUGUGCGUUCACUACUAUCAAAUGAAAUUCCGCAGUGCUUAUCAAAGCUAUUAUUCAUACUCGCCCAGGUUGGAAUGAUAAUCAGAAAUGUUGCCGGACUACAAAUGGUUAAAAUGACCUGCGAUAAUAAAUUGGGAAGCAGAGACGAUACAAAAGUUCAUCCAGAAACUAUCGACACUGAAUCUACGCAUCAAAUAGAACAGCUGCCGAAUACGUCUUCAGUCACUUCAAAACAGAAAACUAAGGAUCUGGAAAAUAUUAAAUAAAGAGUGGAAAUAGUCGAGCGAUGAGGUAAAUUGAUAAAGAAAAUACUUUUGAUCGAUUGAAUGAAUUAUACUCAAGUUUAUGAAAUUAACUGAUGAUUAU
This is a messenger RNA of Nilaparvata lugens (brown planthopper), 1823 nucleotides long. RefSeq lists its product as uncharacterized. Lineage: Eukaryota; Metazoa; Arthropoda; Insecta; Hemiptera; Delphacidae. Bases 137 to 1723 code for a protein of 528 amino acids. The record is from RefSeq and is a predicted model, not a curated record. The transcript has 2 exons.